AUGGGCUGUGGGUGCCUGGGCCCCGUGUUUGGGGGCAAAAGGACCAAGCGCCGCGUGCAAUCCCACUCCGACCAUACGGGGGAGACACCAGCAUCCGUCGCUAGCCCUUCAGCUGUCCAUGAAGAGGCUGCCGGUGUCAAGUCUAAGCUUCCCCCCGUGUCCGCCGAGCAAGACAAGCCACUGCCAGUCGAUGCUGAGAACGAGAAUGGUCAUAGAAGUGGGGGCGAGUCUGGAGUGAGCUCCUCUGCGCUGGCCGAUUCAACAGCAGGGGGUGUGAAUGCCCACUUGGCAAGAGGACAAAUAAGUUUGAUCGGGGCGGCUCCAGAGGCAAAGGGGGCCUUCACCCUAGACGGAGAUGCUGGAAAUGCGGGCACUGGGAAUAGGCUGUGCAGCAAGUUGGGAGAUGAGCCGCCUACAGAUUCCACGAGCGGUAGGCUUGGUGAGGCUGCCGUAGCGCCUGCUUCAAGAGUUGCAAAUGAGGUAGUCGAGAAAGAGAGCGCGGAAACCGCAAAAACUGCAUCAUGCCAAGAAGAGAGCACUACGGUCACUCAAGCGGCGAAGGAAGGCGAGUUCUCAAGUGUCAAGACGGACGGUGAAAGCGGUGCGAAGGUGCUGAGCGCCGUGCCACAAAGUCUGGAUCGAGAAGUCAGCAUUGUGGCGGACUGGCUAGAACAAGGUUUGGUUGGUCAGGGUGCAAAAGUACCCAUGCAGUCAGCGCCCAGGUUAGCAGGGAUCGGUGAGGGCUUAGAGCAGUCCGAUGUGACCUUCCCCAAGCUCGUAGUCGAGCUUAACCCAGAAGAGCAGCUUGCUUCUGACAGUCAAGAGCGGAGCACUCAGAACAAUAAGAGAGCGAGCCAUAACCCGGCAGCCUCAUCAGAAGCGCGUCAACCAAACCCCUCCAGCGGCGAUCCGACAGUCGUGUUGACCAAAGCGGAGAGUCCCCUUUCCGCAUUGAUCAGCGGAGCAGUUCCCAUAACCAAAGAAGAAACCGCAGUCGCGUUGCAAGAAAUUUCUGUCGAAGGGAAGGGCCGCGUAGACACGGGCGGCGCCUCACCGCAAGGGGAUCCCUCUGGGGCGCCGCGCAGCUCCGAGAAAAACAGGGCCUCGCACCUGCAGCAGGCGUUCCUGGUCGCGGACCUUGGGUUUCAAAUGGAGCCCGUCCGGAAGGAGCGUCCUAAGCUGGACCAAAUUCCGGCGGAUUCCGCCGGGGUGCAGAAACGGACGGCGCUCGAGCAGCUGUCGCUUCAACAGCUGGACAUCGACGACGACCUGCUCUCGGACCUGAGCCCGCGGGCGGAAUCCGUUCCGUCGCCCGUGCCGGCCGGGACCGAACCCCGAAUAAGCGGAACCGAGAACGUGAGCGGAAACGAAAAAGGAAAGGCAGAGACCGCUUCCCAUGGGGACGCGUCCGAGAGCGACACGCCGGGGCGGGAGUCGUCGUUCCUCACAGACGCUUCGGAGAACGGGAAAAUCAACCGGAACGUGACGAGGCAGGAGGGUUCCGGCGGAAUGCCCAGAUCCUUGCAACCCUCCCCGGUCAGUGACGGGCCAGUGAGCCCUGUCCAAGCGGCGCUGCGGUUGAUCAAGCGGAGUCAGAGGUUGGCGUCCCCGUCGAAGAAGAGGCGCUCGGUAGAGUCCCCCGGGGCAGGCAGCGGAAUGGGCAGCGGAACCGAAAAGAGUGGCCGGGAAGUCAGUAUCCCAGGUUCCGAACCGGAUGCUUCUCCGCCUGAACAGCGUCCAGUGCUCGAGGCGAAGGGAGCCAAAGCGAAGGGGUCGGUUGAAAGUUCCGGUCGACUGCUCCCGGAAACUGAGAUUGAAACUUCUGAAAAUUCUCGUAAUAACAAAGUACAGAAGCUGAGAGCAGUUUCUAGAAAGCACGGGGGCCGCCCGGUUGAUUUGUUUCGAGCGGAAGAGAGCGCCCAAGAAGACGCGAAUUCUCAGGCGUCCAGCCCGGUGAAGCUCCUCCCGAGCGAAGCGUCGGAGGCCACGACGGUCGGCAGCAGCAGCCCGGUUGGGAGCACGAGCGAGUCCCUGAUGAGCGACGCGAGAGUGACACGUGUCGCAAGGAGCCGUGACGGGCGGCAAGUAGAGAAAGCUCGAGGUUCAGGAAGCGAGAGACAUAGCACAAUCGAAGAGCUGCAAGCUGGCACAAACAAGAAAGGGCUGCGGGUUUCGGAUGUCAUUCUGAGUUCCUCGGAAGCGGAGAAGAAACAGUUUGGUAGAGACGGGAGCCAACGUCGGGCAGUCGGGCCGGUAACGUCGCCCCCGCAGUGGCGAGAGAAGCGGGGGUCCCAAAAGGCCGCGCCGGAAGGGAAAGGGGCUGCAGGCGAAUUAGAAGCUGCCACGUGGCGGACUGCGGUGGCGGGUGCAACAGCGCGAGGAGAUUUGAGCAGAGACGCCUCCUCCGAGGCUUUGCAGGACGGCGACCCGCCCUUGAACUCGAGCGCCCACAAAGCCGAAAACGCCGGGACGGGGCCCGCGGGGGUAGCCGUGUCCCCGGUAGGACCUACCGGGCACUGGCAGGAGGUGAAAGCGAGCCUGCAGCAGCCGACUCUGAGCUGGCGGGAGAAGCUGUCGCAACUAGAGGAGAGCGUGCACCUGUUUUCCGACGCGUCGAAGUUCACUUCCAGGGGGGUGAAGAGCCGCGGAUCUGGGGUCGCGAAGGACCCCCUAGCGGACGUGGUGCCAUCAGUGGGGUCGAAAAGCGCACGGGGGAGGGAGAGUGGUCGGGAGGUACGUACCGGGCAGGUUGCGCCGGGGCAAAAGGGCCUGAGCCGCAGCAUUACGACGCCGAGUAAGAGGGGGGUGUGGAAAGAGGAGGUGGGCCGGUCUGGGUCAAAGCUAUGGGACGCUCAGAAGGGAAAAGGAGUGAUUAAGGAGGAAAAAGAGAGGGGAAGGGAGGUGACGGACGCGAAGCCACAGCUCCUCCGUUCGAAGUCGCUGCCGCGCGAAAGGCCCGAACGGUCGGACCGCAGCGCCGUUGCGACGAAGCCAACCGACCUCGCGUCGAAGCAGCUUUGGCUGGCCGCGGAAGAGAAGCGCAUCAAGGACGAGGCGGUGCGGCUGGCGGGCCUGGCCGCGUCGCUGGAGCGCGAGACGGAGCGCCUCGAACGGCAGCGCGCACAGGCCGAGAAGCUGGAGCGCGAGAUGCGCGAGCGCUUCGGAGCGCUCCACAAUCGCUCCGAUCGCCCGUCGCCUCAGAGCGAGGGUCUCCCGAGCACCGACCGGUGGGCAGUCGGGACUGUGAAGAGGCAAGCGAGCAAGCGGGGCGGCGACAAGGAAGAGGCGACCGUUUCCCCGUCCGAGGCGCUUCUCCUGUCGCCGCCCCGUUCCCGGAGCCAACCGGGAUCGCGGGCGUCCUCGCGGCCGCGCAGCCGAAAGGGGGAAGAGCGCGCGCGAAGGUCGCUGAAAGACGAAGACAGCAGCAGCAGCGGAACAAAGAGCAACCGUAGUGCCCGGUCAGUCCGGCGGAAAAGAUUCGAGCGGAGCAAGUCAGCCGGAAGGCUCCGGACUUCGGAGCUUGGACGGCUUCCUUCGGGAAGGAAAGCAGCUGAAGCUUUUGGAUUCAGCGGGGACGAGUUUUUGACCGGAAAGGGGGGAAGAUCCGACGCUGAGAAACGGGGGGGGGCAUCAAAAUGGGACGAUGUGCUCGGUCGAAGUGCAAGGCAGGGACGAAGCGCAUCGGCAAAAUUGGCAGAUCUAGCAAAGAGUGCGAAAGCCGCUCGGAGUAUUCCCCCGGUCGAUGUGCGGCAGGGUAGCGACACGCUGGAAGCGCUCUACCGGGCAGUAAGCACCGGUGCCAGAUUGGGGGAUGACGUCAUCAAGCACCAGCCCACAUCAGCGAGCCGUAGGAUGACAGGAGAUGACGUGGGAGCGCCCGAGGGCGCCACGUCCCCCGCCAGCUCGUUGAGCUCGCAGAACGGAAGCGGGAGCGCGCGGGAGCGGAAACGGAACCAGCGGACGGAACAGAAGCAAUCUGUGAAAGACAGCGCGCACAGGGAACCUGUGACACGUUUCGAGAAUGUGAAGAAAGUACCAGCGCGCGCGCGAGCUUCAGACUGGUUGGAGACGGACGCGGAGACGGACAUGGAGGAGGUCCGCCGGAAGAUGCGGCGGAAAGAGAUGCAGGAGCUGGCGGAACUCGAGGAAUUUGAGGAGAUUGAAAAGAAGGUUAUGGACUGUUAG
Molecule: messenger RNA, 4185 nt
Organism: Klebsormidium nitens
Lineage: Eukaryota; Viridiplantae; Streptophyta; Klebsormidiophyceae; Klebsormidiales; Klebsormidiaceae
Source: the annotation of a GenBank genome assembly